Molecule: messenger RNA, 531 nt
Organism: Lactuca saligna
Lineage: Eukaryota; Viridiplantae; Streptophyta; Magnoliopsida; Asterales; Asteraceae
Source: the annotation of a GenBank genome assembly
AUGCCUGCAGUGAUAACUCUUUGUCCACACAAUCAUGAGGAGAAAACGCAAAUGACAUCUGUGGACCGAAUGGCAGGUGCAAACAUUCCAUCUUUGGCUGCUAUGGAGCAGACUCGAAUUCUAGCACACACUAUAGCUCAGAACACCAAUCCAAAGUUUCAGGAACUGACUGUAAUUGAUGAUCUUCUAUCUGCUUUAGUUGGAAUUGAGGGACCAUAUAUUUCUAUCAAUAGAGUUGGAGGGAAUGAUAACUCUAUUAUCUUCAAUGUUGACGGAUCUAUGGAUUUGGCACUCCAGGGUGCUGCAAAUAUAAAAGUGGCAGGAAUAGAUAUGAACAACAAGAGCAGCCGGUCACAUAGUGUUUUCACUUGUUGGUUCUCAAAGAUUACAAACACCAAUUUCCUUCAAACAACAGAAGAUCUAGAGUUUAAAUGGGUGAUUGAAGGUGAUGGAUGUAAACUUGAUUCUGGAACUCUCAGUCUACCAACAUUAGAGUUUAAUUGGGUGAUUGAAGGUGAUUUUGGUUCUUGA